Blastomyces gilchristii SLH14081 is the source of this 3275-nucleotide messenger RNA. RefSeq names its product DUF636 domain-containing protein. Bases 207 to 1367 code for a protein of 386 amino acids. Gene Ontology annotation, molecular function: carbon-sulfur lyase activity. The transcript has 4 exons. The record is from RefSeq and is a predicted model, not a curated record. NCBI's taxonomy places the organism in Eukaryota, Fungi, Ascomycota, Eurotiomycetes, Onygenales, Ajellomycetaceae.
CUCGUAUUCGUGCUUACCUAGAUGACGUGGGUCUGAAGGGGGUAUGUUGCAUCUCCCAUCGCCUGAAUAGAUAUCGCAUUCAAACACUCUCGUCAACUUAUCCAUAUUCAAGCGAUUACAUGCACAGCUAACGUGCUCGUCCCCAGUAUUCAAUAGCAUUGGCAGCACAUCAUUCUUCCACUUGCAGUGUGCGGAAUCAAGGGACCAUGGCGACACGAAUUGCAUGUCUAUGCAAUCGCUCAUCUCAAACCGUGAUCCUGGACUGGUCACCAGAUUCAGUGAUGCGUAGCCCAUCCGUGCUGCCCUUCUGCCACUGCGAUACCUGUCGUCGGACAGCAGGACUACUCUGCACAUCCUAUGUCCCUCUGAAACAAGGCAAGCAAUCAGGACCCGAUCUUAAUGGCCUUGUCGAAUACCACUUCGAGUCUCUGGUUCUGCGGAACAUGCGGCGCCCAUGUCUUUCUCCAGAUCAAGGGAACCGAAGAUUGACGGAGGCAUCUUCGGUCUGCCCAAGCCAGCUGGAGGGGUUCUUCAGAGCGGAACGGAACGCAACACAUGUUUCACAGGAGCUACCCGCACUGCUCCAGCAUAUUUACACUCCCACUAGCUGGACGAGUGACCAGAAAUCAAACGAAUCUCAGCAGGAAUCCCCAAACUCCGCACCCUCUUCGACCAAAACCUUAGCUGCAAGCUGCCAGUGCGAGGGCGUCAAGUUUUUCAUGACCGCCCCCAAUCACACAUCCCGUUCCCCCACGUCCCCAUGGUCUGAUGUCUUGGUUCCCUACCACUCCUCCACACCCCCCUCUGCGGCGGCUGCCAAUCCCAAUGACGUGAAAUGGUGGCUGUGCGAUAAUGGCACAAAAUAUCUCGCAGGCCUUUGCGCCUGCAACUCCUGCCGGCUAGCAUCUGGCUUCCCGAUCCAAAGUUGGGCGUUUAUUUCACGGUUAAACAUCUUCAAAACAUCAGACGGCUCGAACCUAGCCUACGAUGACUUGGGAACUCUGAAGUAUAAAAGCUCUCCCGGAGUCUAUAGAGAAUUCUGUGGCGUUUGUGGCGCUACUGUUUUCUGGCACUCUGAUGAGAGACCGGAGGUGGUGGACGUGAGUGUCGGGCUGUUGAGAGCGGAGACUAGGGUAAGGAUUGAUGAUUGGCUACAUUGGGAGCUUGGGCGGAUUAGCUUCGAGGAACACGCACUGGAUAAGGGCAUGGUAAGAUUCUUAAAGGAGGGCUUCAGUGGGGUUGGGUGGGACCCCGGUAGGGUAGAUGUUGCCCUCUGGAUAUGGAUGGUGCGAAGUGUUGAAUACGGCGGUAGCCUCGGGGAUACUUUCGGAUAUGUGAUGCAUGAAACAGGUGAAGAUUUUCCUUAAAUACUUUGGAUGGCACGGUAUGAUGUGUCAUUGCCAUGUUUGAUAGAUAGGUAAUCCUAUCCAUCCUAGGGGAAAUAAUUCUAGUAUACCAUGAUUUUAGAAGUUUAAAUCGGGCUGACUGUACAAUAAACUAUUUCUAUUGUAUCAGCCAGUCCCCAACAGCAACGAAUCGCCCUUGAAUCCCUAAUGAACUUUGUAUUUACUCGUCAGCCCUGGGCUAAAUACCCAACAUCCACAUGAAGAUCUAAACUAAAAAAUAAAACCAUAAUGUGUCAGAAAGAAACCAAGAAAGAAACCAAGUAACCGGUUUCGUGCUCCAACAUUCAAAUCUUACUUGUCGAUAUAAUCACAAAUAUAAUCACAAAGAAAAAAACAAACCAAGCGUAGAAAGCCGGCCGACUAAAACACGGGAGAGAAAUGAUCCAAUCCCGUAGAACUCACCCGACGUAUCUACGAGUCGGAUCAGUUUCCACCUACUCCGGGCCCAAAAACGCCGGAAUGUGAGUUAUCAUCAGCUCAAGUGGAUUCCAGCGAUUGGCGCACACAGGAGCAUAACCCGCGCCCCUCCGAUGCAAGCCCGAGCGUGUGGGAAUGCGGGAUGGGAUGAUUGCAUGAUUUGUUUGUUGAUUUAUUAUGUUUUGGCAUUUUGGUGGGUUGGGCAAGGCAAGCAAGUUAAUAUGGAUCUGGGGGGAUUUAUCGACCAACCAACCACCAAUUGCUAAAAUAUUCUAGCGGGAUUGUACCCCGCCUUGCAACAUGUGGUCGUAAGGUUGCUCGCCCGUCCUUCCUUCGUGCGCGCAUAUAAAUAGACCACUAGAUCCCAGAUUUUCUCGGGGAAUCUGUUUUAUCUUCCUUAUUCCUUCGUCAGCCCCAAGGUUUUAUCAGAAUCCAACAUCAUACCUACAGAUAUACCAAGUUAUCAACCGAUUUUUUUUCCAUCAAUUACCCCGCAUUUCAUCAUGGGUGACUGUGGCUGUGCUUGUGGUGCUUCUUGCCAGUGCCCCUCCGGACAGUGCAAUUGCAAAUAAACAUGGCGCUGUAAUUCCCAACUAGACAUAUCCCUUGUCCUUUGUCCGAUUCCGCCUUCCCUGAUUGAUCGUAGGAGCAGAGCGUUGUUCCCCCCCUAAUAACGUGGGAAGUAAUAAUUCCUGUUACCGGGCCGUUGUGAACGGUAUAUGUCAAUUCCCAUUGCCUUCCGCCUAGUAGGGGUUGAUCGAUAUUGGUAGACAGCAUGGGGGCGUGAUUAGGAGUGUCUUUUAGGUUUCAACAUUGGCAGGUGGUAUUCUAGCAUAAAUAUUUUCUGGUAGUUUCAUAACAGCAGGAUGCGCAUUUGAAAUUUUCUUUUUAUAAUUCUGUGUAUGUUAAAAUCUUUCCCGCCUUCAAAGUUUGUGGUGCUGAAGCCCUUGCCUUGGUUUCCCUGUCUCGGCUCUUUUAGUAUUGAAGGGACCCUCAAGCCACUAUCCGUUCAUUAAGGCCGAAAAUCGAAUGACGUCUCAUUAAUUAUCCCUUGCUCUCGGCCAGUCCCUGGCCAUAUUUUGUACACAUAAUGAAGCGGUCUUUCGCUGAUAGAUGUUUUGGGUUGAGUAGCCGCUGCAAGUUCAUGGACCAUAGAUCAUUUGAUCUGGCAAGCAGCUUGAAGCAUCCUUCAUGGCGUCUCAAAUACUUUCAAUAUAGGUUGUUGACGGAGCAUUCUUUAUUUGUUUCAAGGGGUGCUCUAACGGGAAACCCUCUGAGUACCACUAUACAGUGCUACAUCGGGAGAGCAUAUCCCACAAUGAGCCAAUCUGUGUUUCGAAGUCGAAUAGGUUCUAACGAGCCACCGGAGGUCUGCUAAAUUCCGCAUGUAGAUCAUGUUGAGUUUGUGUUUCAUCCGGAAACGAAAUAAUUAAAUCGGGGGUUGGGGGAAGG